Molecule: messenger RNA, 1220 nt
Organism: Brachypodium distachyon (stiff brome)
Lineage: Eukaryota; Viridiplantae; Streptophyta; Magnoliopsida; Poales; Poaceae
Product: peroxidase N
Exons: 4
Coding region: 77-1066 (329 amino acids)
Biological process (GO): response to oxidative stress; hydrogen peroxide catabolic process
Molecular function (GO): peroxidase activity; heme binding
Source: RefSeq, a predicted model, not a curated record
AGCAAACCAAGAAACCAUGAACCCUGCAAGCAGUGCAAUACAGAGUCUAGUAAGUAAAACUGUAAAGGGUUGAGACAUGGAGUACUCUCACAGCAGGUUGCUCCUUGUAUGCUCAGUUCUUAUGCUGUGCCUCUGCAGUGGAGUCGCAAAGUGCGAUAAGUUAACCAGUGAGCUAACGGGCGAUUUCUAUGACUACACAUGCCCCGGUUUGUAUACCAUCGUCCAGCAGCAUGUGUUUGCUGCCAUGAGGGAUGAGAUGAGGAUGGGAGCUUCCCUGCUCAGGCUCCAUUUCCAUGAUUGCUUUGUCAAUGGGUGUGAUGCUUCGAUCCUGUUGGUUGGCGAAACUGGCGAGCAAUUUGCGCGUCCCAACCAGAACUCUGUCAGAGGGUACGAGGUCAUCGACGCGAUGAAGGCCGAUAUUGAGAGUGUUUGUCCUGGGGUGGUGUCAUGUGCUGACAUUGUAGCCCUUGCAGCUGCCUAUGGAGUACUCUUUAGUGGAGGGCCAUACUAUGAAGUUCUUCUGGGUAGAAAGGACGGCCUGGUAGCAAAUAAGACUGGAGCUGAGAAUGGCCUGCCCGCACCGUUUGAACCGGUCAGCUCCAUCGUACAGAAGUUCGGCGAUGUCGGCCUCGACACGAAAGAUGUUGUGGUCUUGUCAGGAGCCCACACGAUCGGGCGUGCCCGGUGCGGGCUGUUCAACAACCGCCUCACGUCGUCAGGCGACCCGACGCUGGACUCCAAAAUGGCCGCCAACCUGCAGAGCCUCUGCACCACCGGGGGCGACAACCAGACCACGGCGCUGGACGUCGAAUCCGCCGACGUGUUCGACAAGCAAUACUACCAGAACCUGCUGAGCAAGAAGGGCCUCCUGUCCUCGGACCAGAACCUCUUCUCCGGCGCCGAGGACGUCGUCAAGGCCACCACCAAGGCGCUGGUGCAGACGUACAGCGACGACGGCGAGCAGUUCUUCAUGGACUUCGGCGCCUCCAUGGUGAAGAUGGGGAGCAUCAAGAAGACGGGAGUGCCCGGCGAAAUCCGCACCAACUGCAGGGUUCCCAAUAAGUGAGCAACUGCUGGCUAGCAGAGUUCAUCAGCUUCUUGACCAUCUUGCAAAUAACUCAGUCCUUUACAUGUAAUGUGUAAUAUUUAGAUGUUACUACAUGCAUGGCAUGCUCGAGAAACAAGAUGAAGAAUCAAUAAUAAUGAUGUUACUCAGAAGA